Hibiscus syriacus is the source of this 3356-nucleotide messenger RNA. RefSeq names its product zinc protease PQQL-like. Gene Ontology annotation, biological process: proteolysis. The transcript has 21 exons. Gene Ontology annotation, molecular function: metalloendopeptidase activity; metal ion binding. Bases 174 to 3050 code for a protein of 958 amino acids. Lineage: Eukaryota; Viridiplantae; Streptophyta; Magnoliopsida; Malvales; Malvaceae. The record is from RefSeq and is a predicted model, not a curated record.
GGCCUAAUCCCAUCUUGAAAAUGAACAAAUUUUCCAAGAUCAAGAUUUCAAUUUUUGCAACUACUAAAACUGAUUGCCGUUAGCAAAGUCGGUAUAAAUAAAUAAACAAACAAACAAACAAAAUUACAGAAAACGGAACAUCAAACAUUUCCUUCAUUCCCCCGUUUAGAGAGAUGAAUUUGCUCCCAAUCGAGAAUCCGCAGAUCGCGAAGAAGCACCGCUUCAGGUCACUGAAGCUGGUAAACGUGGACUUAGAUCAAGAAUUCGAACACCGACCCUUCGGUGUGGACUACGGCACAUUCAACAAUGGUCUCACUUACUAUGUUCGUUCUAAUCCUAAGCCCCGCCUGAGAGCCGCUCUCGCUCUGGCCGUCAAAGUUGGCUCAAUUUUGGAAGAGGAAAAUGAGCGUGGAGUUGCUCACAUAGUUGAGCAUCUUGCUUUUAGUGCCACCAAAAAAUACACAAAUCAUGAUAUUGUGAAGUUUCUUGAAAGUAUUGGAGCCGAAUUCGGUGCUUGUCAGAAUGCCGUCACUUCUUCUGAUGAGACGGUAUAUGAGUUAUUUGUUCCAAUUGAUAAACCUGAGCUGUUGUCUCAGGCAAUCUCGGUAUUAGCAGAAUUCAGUUCAGAGAUUCGAGCCUCGAAAGAUGAUCUGGAAAAAGAAAGAGGGGCUGUUAUGGAGGAGUAUAGAGGAAACAGAAAUGCUAGUGGAAGGAUGCAAGAAGCGCAUUGGGCUCUAAUGAUGGAAGGUUCCAAGUAUGCUGAGCGUCUACCAAUCGGAUUGGAAAAAAUAAUUCGAACAGUGUCUUCUGAAACAGUGAAGCAGUUUUAUAAAAAAUGGUACCAUCUGCAAAAUAUGGCAGUAAUAGCUGUUGGAGAUUUUCCUGAUACAAAGAGUGUUGUUGAGUUGAUAAGGACUCAUUUUGAGGAGAAAAUCUCUGCAUCUGACCCUCCAAACAUACCAUUAUUUCCAGUUCCUUCUCAUGAGGAGCCACGUUUUUCAUGUUUUGUGGAGUCUGAAGCUGCCGGGUCUGCAGUGAUGAUUAGCUAUAAGAUGCCAGCGGAUGAGCUGAAGACUGUUAAAGACUAUAGGGACAUGCUUGUGGAGUCCAUGUUUCUACAUGCUCUGAAUCAAAGGUUCUUUAAAAUCUCUCGUAGAAAGGAUCCACCAUAUUUCUCAUGCUCUGCUGCCUCUGAUGCUCUUGUUCGCCCCUUAAAAGCUUAUAUUAUGAGCUCGACUUGUAAGGAAAAUGGGACUUUGCAGGCCCUAGAAUCAAUGCUACUUGAGGUUGCAAGGGUGCGACUUCAUGGGUUUUCAGAGCGUGAAGUGUCAGUUGUCCGAGCUUUAUUGAUGUCGGAGAUUGAAUCUGCCUAUUUGGAGCGUGAUCAAAUGCAAUCAGCUAGCUUACGAGAUGAAUAUAUUCAGCACUUUAUCCACAAUGAACCUGUUAUUGGUAUUGAGUAUGAAGCUCUACUCCAAAAAUCUAUUUUGCCGUGUAUAUCUGCAUCAGAGGUGUCCAAAUAUGCAGAUAAAUUACAAACAUUGUGCAACUGUGUCCUGAAGACAAUUGAACCUCAAGCUUCUGCUACAAUUGAUGACCUUAAAAAUGUGGUGUCCAAGAUCGAUAAUCUUGAAAAGCAAGGGAGCAUUACCCCAUGGGAUGAAGACUACAUUCCGGAAGAAAUCAUCAGUAUAAAACCGACUCCAGGGUACGUUGUAGAGCAGAAAGAGUACUCAAAUAUUGGAGCUACUGAAUUAACUCUGUCAAAUGGCAUGCGGGUUUGCUAUAAGUCAUCGGUGCUAAUGGAGAUGCUUGCUGGAAAGAGAGUAGAAGUUGGUACAAAGCUUGGGGCCUAUAUGAGAACCUUCUCCGGUGAUUGUUCACCUUCAGACUUGGAAACUGCCUUGCAGCUUGUCUAUCAACUAUUUACAAUGAAUGUAAUUCCUGGGGAAGAAGAAGUCAAAAUAGUGAUGCAAAUGACAGAAGAAGCUGUCCGUGCUCAAGAGAGGGAUCCUUACACUGCAUUUGCAAAUCGGGUGAAAGAGCUCAACUAUGGGAACUCUUACUUUUUCCGGCCUAUUAGAAUAAGUGACCUUAGGAAAGUUGAUCCAGUAAAAGCAUGUGAAUACUUCAACAGCUGUUUUAAGGACCCAUCGACGUUUACAGUUGUGAUAACUGGGAAUAUUGAUCCCUCAAUUGCAGUUCCUCUUAUUUUGCAAUAUUUGGGUGGAAUACCAAAGUCUCCUGAAGCCAUAUUCCAUUACAACCGUGAUGAUCUCAAAGGAUUACCAUUUAAAUUUCCCACAACCAUAAUUAGAGAGGUGGUACGCAGCCCCAUGGUAGAAGCACAAUGUUCAGUCCAGCUAUGCUUUCCUGUGGUGUUGAAGAAUGGAACAAUGGUAGAAGAGAUUCACUGUGUCGGUUUCUUGAGCAAACUUAUUGAAACAAAAAUCUUGCAGGUUCUUCGUUUUAAGUAUGGGCAGAUCUACUCUGCAUGUGUUUCUGUGUUCCUUGGCGGCAAUAAGCCUUCUAGAACUGGUGAUGUUCGUGGAGAUAUGAGUAUUAAUUUUUCUUGUGAUCCAGAAAUCUCCUCGAAGUUGGUUGAUCUUGCUUUGGAGGAAGUAGUACACCUUCAAGAAGAAGGGCCUGCAUAUCAGGAUGUUGCAACUGUACUUGAAAUUGAACAGAGAGCCCAUGAAAACGGACUGCAGGAAAAUUAUUACUGGCUGGAGAGAAUUUUGAGAAGCUACCAAUCAAGGGUCUACUCUGGUGAUGUUGGCACUUCCUUCAAGGUUCAAGAUGAAGGAAGAUCCAGGAUUAGAGAAUCUCUGACACCUUCAACUGCCCAGUCAGCACUGCAAAGGAUAUUGCCUUACCCUUGCAAAAACCAGUACACUAUUGUGAUUCUUAUGCCAGAAGAUUCUCGAUUUAAGUUUCUGAGAUCACUUUUCCAGCGAAAUGAUUAUGGUAGAGAUGCAAAGACUUUAGCAGCCAUUGCUGGUAUAACAGUUCUGGCAGUCUGCUUGUGGAGAUAUUCACGGAAGUCGUAACGCACCUGUAUGUAUAAAACAGUUGAUUGCUUUCUGACCAUGGAACUUGAAGCAAUAACUUAGAGGAUCAUUGUUGAUCGACGCCCAGAUUUUACCUGCUUCCCCCCCCCCCCAUUUUGUAACGUUUUCAUGGUAGAGAAUGAUAUGCCUAUUCAUAACUAAUUUGAUAGACACAUCCAAACAUGGCUGUUACUACUGCAGUUGGCUUGACUCUGGGCAGUCUCGAGCGUCCUUUAUUGUUGCCUAUUCAAUGAAAUGUUUUGUAAUUUUGUACUAGAAAAUUUAUGGUUACUUCAGUAGCCACCA